CUCUCAUAUUUACAGAUGAGCUGAUAGAAGAAUGUUUGUCUCUAUUAACAUAAUAAAGUUAAAGAUAAAUUUAACAGACAGUUAUUUUCUUUCCAUUUUAGGACUAUGUUUGUUUAUCGAAGAUGGUUAUCUACAUAAGAAGACGGGGUUAUGUAAGCAUUAUUAUGAGAACCGGAAUAGUGAGUCUAAUGUUGCUGGUUCCCAUCACAAUGCAAGAAGACAGUUACAGCCAGGAGGUGAGCCAGAAUUAACAGAAAACAUACAUAUUUAUGAUGGAGCUGACUUCGAAGAGGUGACUAAAACGACGUUGUUUGUCGACAAAUCACUACUUAUUAAGAGAAUAUUUGACAAUACAAAACAUGGAUCAGGAAUAUUAAUACAAACACCCAGCAAGUUUGGAAAAUCUACCAACUUAAAUAUGGUCAAACGUUUCUUCGAAAUCAAUCUUGACGACAAGGGUAAUAUUAUAACGAGUGAAGAUACGAAGAACUACAAGAUAUUUAGAAAUAACUAUUUGAACAUUUACAAAAUGAGGCAGUUUUUCGACAGGCACUUUGGCAAAUAUCCCGUCGUUUUUAUAGACUACAAACCACUCAGCAAGGUCGUUACUGUGGAACAGAUGUUGGCGGUCUUCUUCAGGGAAGUGAUGUCAGAAACCUUUUCUCCGCACAAGUACUUAUUGAACGAUCCUUACCUGUGGCAACAUAAUAGAACUUUAAGUUGGAUAGACAGAGAUAAGUUUGAACGGUUCGUAAAUCCCGAACUGAAUAAGAAGUUGACGGAAACUGACAUAAGAACUGGAUUCAGUUUCCUGUGCAAACUUUUGCACAAGCGAUACGAGACGCCGGUGGUGGUAUUGGUCGAUAACUUCGACAGUUUCGUUGAUAGUCCCUUGUACGCUCAGAACUCCGACAUAUUCCACCUGAUGAGUGCGGUGAACUGUGAUUUACUGCGAUGUGAUAGUGUGGGGCGAUCUGUGGUGACGGGGUUGAUACGGGGUUCAGGUCCGACGGUAGCAGUAGGGGAGCUCCUGCCCGCUAACAUCGGGGAGGCACGUCAGGUGUGGCCGUACUUUGGGUUGAGUGGUUCCGAACUGGGGGAGCUUUUGGUUCCGAUCAUCAGCGAUCCUGAGGCAAGGGAGAAGGCCAUCGGUAGAAUAGUUCACAGUUACAGCGGUUACAGUGUUGCCACGUUCGAGGUAGGAGAGGACGGCAGUGGACAACUAUUGGACUCUCAGACCUGCAGCGUGUGGUCGGUCAUCAAGUACAUGGAGAAAGAACUGGCUGUAGAGAACUUUAGCUCUAUGGUAUGACCGUAAACAUUCAAGUAUGGUACAUCGGAUGAAUAGUCUUGAGGUACAGCGGAUACCGGGUUGCCAAAUUUGAGUUGGGAAGGAACAGAAGAAUACACCCAUUGAACAUUCAGACCUAUCACUUUGGUCCGUUAAGGUUUUGAUAGGUUAAGAGUUUGUUCAGAAGUUUUAAGGUAUUGAUCGUGAGAUGCUUGGAGAGAACAGAGGAUGAAGAAACCUUGCUGUCUGGUGUGACAAAGGGAAAUAUAACUGACAAACAUCGUAACAGUUGUAGAUUGUUCUAAUGGUUACAUGUUUGCUAUGUUUCAAGUGGAAGAAUGUGUAAGAGAAUAGACAUUCGGCAGGGCAGAAUAUGAUAAAAACAGUAUCCAGUUGUCGAUUAUCAUGGAGAGGGCUGAAGAUAAACAGCAUGUGCAAACAACGAGAACCUUAAGUGACAGACAUUAAGCUGGUAGCUCAUUGUUGCAAUGGGUACAACGUUUCCCGUUCAAGAUGAUGAGAGGCCUAACAAUAAACAAGAGUUUAACUUUAAUGGAUCAAGCACUAUCAAGACAACAACAGAAUAUCUUCUGUAUGUGUUUGAUAAUGUGCAGUUUUGCCAGAUAUCAAUAUUCCAGAUGAAAGACGUCGUAAAAGGAAAACUACUUGGAAACACAGCUGUAGUAUGGAAAUAAAACUAAUCAGGACAAUUAUGCUUCCAUUAUAACUUUUUCUCUAAAUCCCUCUGGGAGCGUAGCGGUCUACGUGUUAAAAUACUUUUUCAUGUGUUAUUUCAACAUGAUGUAAAGUGUUAUAGCUUUAUUUGUAACGGGUAAAAUAGCAUUAUGCCAAUGCCGGAAACAAAUUGGCAUCCUGUAUAAUAAAAGCUUGCAAGAAACUACA
Messenger RNA from Homalodisca vitripennis (glassy-winged sharpshooter), 2194 nucleotides. RefSeq lists its product as uncharacterized. The transcript is spliced from 2 exons. The record is from RefSeq and is a predicted model, not a curated record. Bases 32 to 1312 code for a protein of 426 amino acids. NCBI's taxonomy places the organism in Eukaryota, Metazoa, Arthropoda, Insecta, Hemiptera, Cicadellidae.